CUCACGCCAUUGAUUCAACAAUUGUCUACUUAAGUUCCUGAAAUGCACUGCGAUGAGAGCAAGCCGUGAUCAUCACUUCCACAUCACACAGCGUUCUCUCUGCCACUCGCUUCUGCCCACGUCACGUUUCAAAAAGGAUAGCUCAGCCCCUAGAUGUGCUCUGAACUAUGUGGAAAUUGCUUCCUCGUAUACUGCGGAAAGCCGUUAACGCCCACGCGAAGAUGACGCGCAAUCACUUAUACCAAGCUUUACCGUUCAAGAUUCGCGAAGCACCGAACAAACCUUAAAAAAAAACUUUCUCCAGAACGCUGAGCGAGUAUAAGUUGUCGUUGAGAAGAAGAAAUAACGCUGUUUUUUCAACACGCUCAGAUCAUGUGCUAGUGUGAGGAUUGUCUUAGCGAGUGUGGCGUCACACUCCCUUCCCCCUCCCCUUUCCUGCCCCUCAGGUACUCGAAAGGAAACCUGGGUCGCACCCCUGAAGUUCAUCACGUUAAGUCAUUUCCGAUCAGGAAGCGAUAUUCCCGUUUCCCUUCCAAACAUGUCAAUAUUAGUUGAAUGCUCACAUGAUGACGGGCCUUCUCCGGGUCUGCGAUGACUUUCCCUAUCAGGCUAGGCCUUAGAUCAUUCAUCUGAUCUGACAACAAACGGGGAUGACGGGGAUGGAUAAUGAUUAAGGCCCUCUGCAAGCGGGAUCGCUCCUGGAGGAGAUUCAAGAGGGCAAUGGUUGCAAAAAAGCACAUCUUUGUUCGUGGACAGUGCGUAGGAAAAGAGACCGUUCAAAAUUCGAGUACAAUGCCCCACAGUAAGCUGACAUACUUUCGUUGCGGUCAGAACCUUUGUUUCCUGUUGAUGCGAGAAAGAAACAUGAUCGUCUGGUCUGUCGUGGAAAGAUCACGCCAUCGUCCCGAGAACAGCAGAGAAAUGAAAGUACAUGAUGACUGUCUCACGGCCUCGAGGCCCGGAGCCUCGUCUCGUGAAUACGACAUACGGUAGGCAUGACGAGCAGUCUCAUCAGCUUACAGCAUCUGCAUAAGGCCCCCAUAAUCUCCGCCGAGCUCGAAAUAACACUGUGAGCGUCGUUCACCUAGAUUAAACAGAAAGGUGCAAUGAUGCUUCGUUCGGCCCGUGUCAUGCGCGUGCUUCUAGGGCCUUGCCAACGUCGACGUCAGCAUCUUUUGCUCUAGCCGCUAUGCAUGGUUAUGGCGCGUUGGUCGAUCUCAUCUGGACUACGGAAGAACGUGUGAGGCGAUGUGAGACAAUGCCGGCACGACGUCCUCGGUCGAAACGUGCGAGACAUGAGAUUCUUUGGUGUUCCGAGACUCUUGUCUCACCCACGGGACGGGAUGACCUCAAAGCACCUGAAGACACCUUAAGCUUAGAGCCUCACUUGUUGUUGAUCUUAGUUUCCGAGCCCUCGUAAAGAGCGGACUGCGGUGUUUAGGAUCUGUACAUGUCCUCUUCAGGCAAUACCUAUCCCAACAGUCACAACGAAGAUGUGAACCACCUUUGCUGACAUAAGUCAGAGAGACGUUGAGACCAUGGCAUAUCGACCUUUAACCACUUGCAGAGCUGAGGUAGUCCACCCAGCAGAGACGGCAGGAACAUCUGUAGUCGCCAAUCUGGCCGCGAGACCUCACAAGACGAGGAGUACCGACAUGCGCUGUGCCGUCGCAAGUGUGCCUAGCAUAUUCAAAAUGCCGCCUCGCCGUCGCCCAAGCUAGUACCUACGUUGCGAACUCCCACAGAAACGCGAGAGGCUCCUCCCGCGAAUGCGAAGCUGGUUCCGCGAGGAUGACAAGGACGGGGAUCGUGCUCUUUUUGGCCGCACGCAAGCGACGCUUCAUGCGUGUCUGGCACCGCAGCACAAGAGCAGUGUCGACCUCCUUCCAUUUCUGGCGGUUGACCAAAGAUGCGAAAGGUGUUGGUGUCUUGUUCCUGCGUGGGAUUGGGGUUUUGAAUGGUCUCGCAUGACACGGUUGGAACUACGUUCCUUGCCAAGCAUCCCAUCUGCUUAGUUCGAUUGGAAAAUACAAGACCUUCAGCAGCAGCAGCAGCAGCAG
This is a messenger RNA of Verruconis gallopava, 2060 nucleotides long. RefSeq lists its product as uncharacterized. The coding region runs from base 667 to 993 and encodes 108 amino acids. The transcript has a single exon. The record is from RefSeq and is a predicted model, not a curated record. NCBI's taxonomy places the organism in Eukaryota, Fungi, Ascomycota, Dothideomycetes, Venturiales, Sympoventuriaceae.